This is a messenger RNA of Aegilops tauschii subsp. strangulata, 1258 nucleotides long. Its product is annotated as riboflavin synthase. Lineage: Eukaryota; Viridiplantae; Streptophyta; Magnoliopsida; Poales; Poaceae. Gene Ontology annotation, molecular function: riboflavin synthase activity. The record is from RefSeq and is a predicted model, not a curated record. Gene Ontology annotation, biological process: riboflavin biosynthetic process.
AUCGUGUAGUUUGGCUAGCUGACGGCUGACGCGUCGCGAGAACUAACCCCAUCCUAAAUCCUCCCCAAUCCAGGCGACAAGGAUCUCGCCAUGGCGCCGCUGCCCACCGCCGCCGCGGCCGUCCGUUGCCACCCGCACAUCCUCCGCAGGGGCCUCCUGCCCGCUUCGUCGCCGCUGCUCCCCUUCGCCUCCCGGGUGGCCUCCUCCACGCCGCUCCGCGCCCAGCCCCUGCGCUUCUCGCUCUCCCCCGUCCCCAAGAGCAUCUCCUCCUCCUCGACCUCCCACAUCCCCGUGCGCUCCCUCUUCACCGGGAUCGUCGAGGAGGUCGGCCGCGUGCGCCGCAUCGGCCCGCCGCCCACGCCUCCUGGGGGCGGGGGAGACGCGGCUCCCGGUGUCGACCUCGAGGUCGAGACCAAGAACCUCCUCGCCGGGACGCAGCUGGGCGACAGCAUCGCCGUCGACGGGACGUGCCUCACCGUGGCGGCCAUCGACACCGCUGCCUCCACGCUCACCUUCGGCGUCGCGCCGGAGACCCUCCGGUGCACGUCACUCGGCGAGCGCGUCGCGGGCGACGACGUUAACCUCGAGCGCGCGCUCACGCCGGCGUCUCGCAUGGGCGGGCACUUCGUCCAGGGCCACGUCGACGGCACCGGCGAGAUCGCCGCGUUCCGGCCCGAGGGCGAUUCUAUCUGGGUCACCGUGCGUGCGCCGCCAGAGAUCCUCAGCUUGCUCGUGCCUAAGGGGUUCGUCGCCGUGGACGGAACCAGCCUCACCGUCGUCAAUGUGAACGAGGAGGCCGGGUGGUUCGACUUCAUGCUUGUGCGCUACACGCAGGACAAUGUUGUGCUGCCAAAGAAGAAGGUUGGGGAUAAGGUGAACCUUGAGGCUGACAUUCUUGGGAAGUAUGUAGUGAAGCUACUUGCCGGGAGAUUGGAGGCAACAUCAAAGGCAAAUUCUUGAGUUGUGCCUGUUGGACUGAUGAACUACUAUCAGUAUUAGUGCAGUGUAUUCUUGUCCAUCAAUAAUAGUGCAUUUUUUGCACUAAUGAGUGAAGCUUUUUUUCGUACUAGGGGGGUGAUAUAGUUCAUGCCACUGCCUGUUUCCAUGUAAAAGUUAUAGCGUUUCCGCAUGGAGAAGCUUUUUUCGGGUGUGCAUGAUCUGUUAACCCCAUUCAAAUGAACAAGAUUUGUUUAGUUGUUCAUACCAGGAGUCCAGCUUUUCUGGGACAACAAUGAAUGCUAGUGCUCGUUUGAGUUUA